Molecule: messenger RNA, 1912 nt
Organism: Drosophila subobscura
Lineage: Eukaryota; Metazoa; Arthropoda; Insecta; Diptera; Drosophilidae
Exons: 2
Coding region: 137-1849 (570 amino acids)
Source: RefSeq, a predicted model, not a curated record
GCGCCCACCGUCACUUUGAUAUUUUGUUCGUGUGAGUCGGCGCGGCCGAACUUGGGUUUUAAUUUUUGUUUUAUUCGUUGAAUUUGUGGUCAAAACGAAAUAUUUUGAGUCUGUGCGUGUUCGCGUAGUUGGGGCAAUGAACAUGAUGAGUAUUGAAAAUGAAAUUGUGGCAUACAACCGCUUAAGCAAGGAGCCGCAGAUUAAGAAUGAAACUGAAAAGUUGCGGCGACUUGCAGGUGAUCAAGACAAUUUCAUUGAACAGGUUGCAAUGCUCCGUGAUCAAGAGAUAAACGAGGACGAUAAAGAGAUUGAUGAAGGAGAAGACGAGUGCGACGAAGAAGAUCACUAUGAAGCUACGAAUGAAGAAGAUGGCGACGUGAAUAACGACGAAACCGAAGAACAAGGAGACGAUGAGAAUGACGAUGGCGAAAAUGAGGAAGAAGAGGAGGACAAUUAUGAAGAAGAGGAGGAAAUCGCUGAACUUCCACGUCACUAUAUCGACGGGCAGCGACUCAACCCCUAUUCGUUUAGCUUCAGAGUGAACAUGUUUGCAUCCCAACAGCCACUGGCCGGCAUGGACUCGCCGAGAUGUGUCAUUCAGAGACAUUAUCCAACAUUUGACACCUCAUUUGCUGAUUGGUAUUACAACAGAGGCCUCUUGGGUGAGGAGGGGAAUGUUUUGAUGGAAAAUGCAGUUCAAAAUUGUUACCCAAACACCCCUGGCGAGAAUGAACUCAUCGAUCCAGCGUUUAUACUCUGGGACAGAAUGCGACGAGCAGGAUAUCUGAAUGUGCCGAGCAGACCGCAACCCAGCGAUCCGUUGGAUCAGUUGAGGCCCAGGGCGCCGCCUCCACAAUAUUUAUCUGCAGCCAGUUAUCCAUCUGCCGGAGCUACCUAUAACCCUGUCGGAGGAAGUGGCGCAAAUACGAUGGUAAAUCCCCACCACGGAAUGAUGUCUUUGGGGUAUCGACCCACCUAUCCGAUUGCAAGUCCCAACGGAGAGCGCCACCCAGCUUUACCGCAUCCAAACACCGCCGCAUAUCCAACAGCAAAUCAUUAUAGAGACAAUGUGUCCAAUGCUCAAGGAGGGUAUCCGGCAUCUGAGCCGUUAUCCACUUCGGUUUCUGGACCCGUUCUGCCUCAAUCAGAGCCAUCACCAAAUGUACCUUGGCGGAUCUAUGAUAGCUUGCCGGUACCCGGCCAACCUGUACCUUGUCGCGAGUGUGAAGUACCCGUAGAGAGGCAUAGCACUCCAAGUCCUGGCAGCCUUUAUGAAAGUCAUGGAAGCACAGAUCUUUGCCCGCGUUGUGAAUAUCGACUCGCUGCUGAGGCUGCGGCUGAGGCGGAGGCGGAGGCUGAGGCGGAGGCUGCCGAUGGCAGAGACUUUGCCACUAUGUCUCCCUCGGGCCACAUUGUACCUCGAUCCUGGUUAAUGCAAGUGUUUGCGGUCUGGCAACAUAAUGAGCAUUUGCAUGGGCGGAUGCAGGCAAGCCCAACGGAGCUACCCCACGAGCUGGGUCCACUAUCACCAAGAGCACCCAGAGACCUGGAAAAUGGUCAGCCACACUUUCGAGGUCCCUACGCGCCAUUGCUGGCCCACCGCCUGGCCAAUGCCGUGGAAUACGGCCUCUUCACUGCCGCCGACUAUGGACCGAACUCCGCGAUGAUGAACGAUGUGCUGGAUCAGAUAAUAAGACUGCGUCCCAAUUUCAUGGACCCCAACAAUGACAGCGAACAGAAUCAAAUCACUCAUUCGCGCGUGUCCCCAUUGGACCAGCGUGAAUUGAACAUCAGAGAGGAGCAGAAGAUAUUCUGGGACGCGUCUCAGCGUCGCCGCACUAACAAGUAAUCCAAAGGCUAGAACUAGACAUUACGAAUGUACAAAACAGUUUUUAAAACUACUUAGAUGUAC